This is a messenger RNA of Prunus persica (peach), 2452 nucleotides long. Its product is annotated as ABC transporter G family member 15. The record is from RefSeq and is a predicted model, not a curated record. Gene Ontology annotation, cellular component: membrane. Gene Ontology annotation, molecular function: ATP binding; ABC-type transporter activity; ATP hydrolysis activity. The transcript has 9 exons. Lineage: Eukaryota; Viridiplantae; Streptophyta; Magnoliopsida; Rosales; Rosaceae. Bases 232 to 2280 code for a protein of 682 amino acids.
UCUCUCUCUCUCUCUCUCCUCAUUGAUUGCUCAUACACCUCCUCCAAAUUCAUAUCAGGGAUAGCGGAUAGGCAGCAUUGAUAGGUAGUUGUUUGGUGUCUGUUCAACCAUAUUACAUGGACAUAUGUCAAAGAUAUUUUCCUUCUUAAUGUGAUCUCCUUUUCGUUUUGUUAUGGGUUUGUGAGGCCUUAAGCUUAAAGGCAGCUGCAACAGAAAAAAUAGAAAUAGAAAAUGGAGAUAGAGGGAGCAAGCGGUGGGCAUAGCGGUGGUGGAGGAGGAAGUGGAAGAGGUGCAUAUUUGGUGUGGGAAGAUCUAAGUGCGGUUCUACCAAACUUCAGUAAAGGAUCACCCACAAGGAGGCUGCUCAAUGGUCUUAGUGGGUAUGCUGAGCCUGGUAGGAUCAUGGCUAUUAUGGGUCCUUCUGGUUCUGGCAAAUCAACCCUCCUUGAUACUUUAGCAGGCAGACUCUCAAGAAAUGUUGUCAUGACUGGAAAUAUUCUGUUUAAUGGAAAGAAGAAAAGACUUGCAUAUGGUGCUGUUGCCUAUGUCACACAAGAGGAUGUAUUAUUGGGAACACUCACAGUCAGAGAAACCAUAACAUACUCGGCUCACUUGAGGCUUCCAAGUAGUUUUAAAAAAGAAGAGGUUAAGAGCAUUGUGGAAGGAACAAUUAUGGAAAUGGGCCUCCUGGAAUGCGCCGAUCGAUCAAUCGGAAACUGGCACUUAAGGGGUAUUAGUGGUGGUGAAAAGAAAAGAGUAAGCAUUGCACUUGAAAUUCUAACAAGGCCUUGCAUAUUAUUUCUUGAUGAACCUACUAGUGGCCUUGAUAGUGCCUCGGCUUUCUUCGUUAUUCAAACACUUCGAAGCAUUGCUCUUGAUGGAAGAACGGUUGUUUCAUCAGUUCACCAGCCAAGUAGUGAAGUGUUUGCACUCUUUGACGACCUCUUCUUACUAUCUGGCGGUGAAACAGUUUAUUUUGGAGAAGCAAAGACUGCUAUAGAGUUUUUUGCUGAAGCGGGUGUCCCAUGUCCUAGUAGAAGGAAUCCCUCUGAUCACUUCCUACGAUGUAUAAAUUCAGAUUUUGAUAUCGUGACUGCCACCCUGAAAGGAUCUCAAAGAAUUCGUGAUGUCCCAACAUCAUCAGACCCUCUCAUGAAUUUGGCAACAGCAGAGAUCAAAGCCAGGCUUGUUGAGAAAUACAAGCGUUCAAAGUACGCAGAUAAAAUGAGAGCUAGGAUGCAAGCCAUAUUAGCAAUUGAAGGACAGGCAAUUGAAAUGAAAAGUGGAAGUCAAGCAAGUUGGUGGAAGCAACUUUCAACCUUGCUGCGAAGAUCAUCUCUGAACAUGUCUAGAGAUGUGGGGUAUUACUGGUUAAGGAUAAUCAUCUAUAUACUUGUAUCAAUAUGCGUUGGAACUAUCUAUUUUGACGUUGGCAAGGGCUAUACUGCAAUCUUUGCCCGGGCAGCAUGUGGAGCAUUUAUAACGGGCUUUAUGACAUUUAUGUCUAUUGGAGGUUUCCCAUCUUUCAUAGAAGAAAUGAAGGUGUUUUAUCGAGAAAGACUCAAUGGGUAUUAUGGAGUUUCAGUGUUCAUCAUAUCCAACUUCCUCUCUUCAUUCCCAUUCUUGGCUGUAGUUACACUUACUAGUGGGACUAUUACUUACUAUUUUGUGAAAUUUCGGACAGAAUUUUCACAUUAUGUGUUCUUCUGUCUCAAUAUAUUUGCCUGCAUUUCUGUGAUAGAGAGCCUCAUGAUGGUUGUAGCUUCACUAGUUCCCAAUUUCCUGAUGGGCAUAAUUACAGGAGCUGGAAUCAUGGGAAUCCUGAUGAUGACCUCUGGAUUCUUCCGCUUGCUGCCGGAUCUUCCGAAGCCAUUCUGGCGCUACCCAGUUUCAUAUCUCAGUUAUGGCUCAUGGGGAAUACAGGGCGCCUAUAAGAAUGAUUUUCUUGGCCUUGAGUUUGAUCCAAUGAUACCUGGUGAUCCAAAACUGACGGGUGACUUCAUCAUCCAACAUAUGUUUGGGAUACCAAUAGACCACUCCAAGUGGUGGGACUUGGCUGCUAUUGUAGCGAUUCUUGUGUUGUACCGGGUUCUCUUUUUCGUAAUUCUCAAGUUCAAGGAGAAUGCAUCGCCGUUGUUUCAGACACUCUACGCAAAGAGAACACUACAAAAGCUUGACAAGAGGCCUUCCUUCAGGAAAGUACCCUCUAUUAGUUCCAAGAGGCACCAACCUCUCCACUCACUGUCUUCUCAAGAGGGCCUUAACUCUCCACUGCAGUAGAAGAAGCAUUAUAACUGUCAUGAGGGUUUAUAAGCAACCACUUUUACAGUGCAAUCUCUCCAUGCGGUUUAUGUAAUUAGUCACUUUUGCUCAGAAAAGAUCAGAUAGAAAAGUAGAGAGUUUCUGUUGGAAUUUAAAAUAGAGAAACUGUUUUAAUUUAUCUUUUUGUUUU